This is a messenger RNA of Culex pipiens pallens (northern house mosquito), 405 nucleotides long. RefSeq lists its product as uncharacterized. Bases 1 to 333 code for a protein of 110 amino acids. Lineage: Eukaryota; Metazoa; Arthropoda; Insecta; Diptera; Culicidae. The record is from RefSeq and is a predicted model, not a curated record. The transcript has 2 exons.
AUGUCUAACGUCGUGAAGCGAUUCCAGAAUGUACAAUCAAAGUAUGCGAAGUUUAAUCCGGCCAAAGCGGCAGUGCUGUCGGCUGCGGGCACCGGAAAUAAUGGAUCGCCCGAGGGUUCGAUCUCGGAGGCUGGUUCCAGAACGCCGACGUCGGCGCUCGGCGUGGACUUCCAGGCGGCCAUUCUGGCGCAAAAUAUUGAGAAAGGCAAAAUACCACUCCUGCUUGCUGUCGAGGCUGGUAACCAGUCUAUGUGCAGGGAGCUCCUUUCGGCACAAACGGCAGAUCAACUGAAGGUGAGUAAAGCCCAACCAUUUAUCUCCCAAAACAAAUGACCAAACCAUGACCACAAACACACAAACAUAUCCCAUAAAAAACAAAUCCCACCUUCAGAACGAGAAAGAAAU